AUGCUACCCACUUGGAGAAUAAAUCUCGUGUUCGUCGCCCUAGCAGCCUGCAGUCUUACCGCAGCGCGGACCUUUACGGUCCACAACGCUUGCCCGUUUACGAUAUGGCCAGCUGUGUAUACAGAUCUCAAAGUAGGCUCAGCUGUGCCAAACAUCUCGACUGGAUGGGAGGCUCCGCCUUACACCAAUAGGACAUUUUGGGUGCCAGACAACUGGCGAGCUGGUCGCAUCUGGGGUCGUCGAGACUGCAAUUUUACACAACCAGACGUCACGUCUUGUCUCACUGGCUCAUGCAUUGGUGGUCUAUUGUGUGAUGCAGCAAAUGGAUCCGGCAUCCCUCCUGCAUCUGUUGCAGAAUGGACACUCGAGGGUGUUAAUGGGACCGACCACUACGAUGUGAGCUUGGUGGACGGCUACAAUCUUCCAAUGACUAUUACAAACGACAAAGGAUGUCCAAUCGCCGAUUGUCCAGUCGAUUUGGGUCCAGAUUGUCCAGCUCCCCUCAAGGGCCCAUUUGACAGUACUGGAUACCCUGUCGGAUGCAAAACUGCCUGUUUCGCCAAUCUCGACGGGAACCAAGCAAACUCCCCGAAUUGCUGCAGCGGACAGUUUGACACACCCGCGACAUGCCCAUCUAGUUCAGUCCAGUAUUACGACUUCUUUCAUAGUCGAUGCCCCAACGCGUAUGCUUAUGCUUACGACGAUUUGGCGGCCUUGAAGAUUUGCCCCGGCCGACUUGCUGCAUCGUAUACCCUCACAUUCUGUCCAUAG
This is a messenger RNA of Serendipita indica DSM 11827, 771 nucleotides long. NCBI's taxonomy places the organism in Eukaryota, Fungi, Basidiomycota, Agaricomycetes, Sebacinales, Serendipitaceae. The record is from the annotation of a GenBank genome assembly.